Cynara cardunculus var. scolymus (artichoke) is the source of this 1745-nucleotide messenger RNA. RefSeq names its product nematode resistance protein-like HSPRO2. Bases 120 to 1538 code for a protein of 472 amino acids. Lineage: Eukaryota; Viridiplantae; Streptophyta; Magnoliopsida; Asterales; Asteraceae. The record is from RefSeq and is a predicted model, not a curated record. Gene Ontology annotation, molecular function: heme binding; metal ion binding. Gene Ontology annotation, biological process: defense response. The transcript has a single exon.
CCUUUAAACACAACCCUUUGCCCUUAUAAAUACGUUAUUCUGACUACAACUUCAUUCCAAACAAAAAUUCAAUUACCUGGUUGUCAUUUCGUAUUCCAAGUUCAGCACAGAUUCAGAAGAUGGUUGAUAUGGAUUGUAAAGCAAAGAUUGUACCUUCAGAUAGUAUGCCCAGCAGAUCACCAAGGCCUUCGAAUUCGUCUUCUAACAAACUUACUGUUUUGGUUCCACCACCCCCAGUUCGGGUUCUUGAUUUGUCACCGGCCUCGGACGCUGCUUGCGUUGCAUAUGACCAUUACUUACGGCUUCCACAAAUUAGGCAGUUUUGGAACAAGGAGGAGUUUCCGGGGUGGAAAAAUGAGGCUGUAUUGAAACCGGCGUUGCAAGCUUUGGAGUUUACGUUUCGGUUUGUGUCCAUCGUGUUGUCGGAUCCCAGACCGUAUGCGAAUCGACGGGAGUGGAGGCGGAGGUUGGAGUCUUUGACGACGAGUCAGAUUGAGCUUAUUUCUCUGUUUUGCGAGGAUGAGGAUAUAGGAACGGCGCCGAUUGGUAAUAUCGGCGAAAGCGGAGGCGUUUUGAAGCGGGAGGGAAGCUCGGCGGAGGUGUGGAAGCUUCACGAAGGCGGAGAUGCGACUGUUUUAGUCAGCCAGAUAAGCGAGGAAAGCCUGUUGCCUCGGCUAGCCACGUGGAAGAAAUCUGAAGACGUAGCGCAGAAAAUUCUCUAUUCGAUCGAGUGCCAGAUGAGGCGUUGUCCGUACACGUUAGGGUUAGGGGAGCCGAAUCUCAGCGGCAAACCAAGCCUCAACUACGACGCCGUCUGCAAACCAUCGGAGCUUCAUUCACUGAGCAAAACGCCACCGGAUCAAGCUAAUGUCAACAACUACGAGAACCGAACGCUGUUCACAACGCACCAGAUCCUAGAAUCGUGGAUCUACGUCGCUCAGCAGCUUCUAAAACGAAUCGAAUCGGAAAUCGAUUCAAACGAUUUUGAAAACGCUUCAAGCAAUAGUUACAUUCUCGAACAGGUAUGGAAGCUGUUAACGGAAAUCGAAGAUCUUCAUCUACUAAUGGAUCCCGACGAUUUUCUCCGGUUGAAGAACCAGCUCGACAUUAAAACAACCUCCGAGACCGAAUCGUUCUGCUUCCGUUCCAAAGCGUUGGUCGAGAUCACCAAAGUCUCAAAGGACCUAAGACAUAAGGUGCCGUACAUUCUGGACGUGGAAGUAGAUCCCAUGGGAGGACCUAGGAUUCAAGAGGCUGCAAUGAAGCUUUACCGGAAAAAGCACAACGCCGAGAAGAUCCAUUUGCUACAAGGCUUACAAGCGAUCGAAGCGGCGGUGAAGAAGUUCUACUACUCGUAUAAACAGUUGUUGGUGGUAGCAAUGGGGAGCGUGGAGGCGAAGGGGAGUCUAGCUUUCGUGACGGUGGAUUCAAGUGAUUCAUUGGCUCAGAUCUUCUUGGAACCGACGUAUUUUCCGAGCUUGGACGGAGCAAAGACGUUUUUGGGAGAUUACUGGAGCCAUGAAGGAAGAGGUCGGUAGAGGGAUUGACUCGGUGGUGACUCGGUCUUGUUAGUGGGCGGUUUACAGACAGGAUUAGGUUGGCGGAAUUUCGAAAAGUUUGGAAGUCAAAGUAUUAGUAGGACUUUUAUUUGGGGAUAAGGUCAAAGGUCAAUCUUGUUGUAUACUAAAAUUAUUCAUGCGUUUCAUUCAAAAAUUCAAUAUAUGCCUCGCCAUUUAUUUUAUUUA